CCCUGCAGGCUUCACAGACCUACAGUCUGUACGCAGAAGGAGCCAUGUUGAUGCCUGGUUUUGUGUCAACCGCUGCACUUUGGAUGGUUAAAGGACUGCGUGUCAAAGAGUCGGAGCCUCUGCGGUGAUUCCAAGCCCGCGAUGAGAAGAGGAGAGCUGGUUGGGGUGGUACAGGGAGCGCCAGAGGACAGCUGCUCUUAGGUCACCGGACAGUUGAUUCAAAGCAAGUGAAGUUGAUGCUAGUUAGCCUGUUAGCUAGGUAGCAACAGCUGUGCGGACGCUGCGUGGGAUGAGGCGUGUGGACUAAAACUGUAAUUUUGUCUGCUUAUUGCAUUUAGUCGAGCUAAUACCGACUUACCUGCUUAAAGAAUCUGUGCCUGGGAAACGCAGAGGGAUGCUGAAAUAACUGUUAGCCAGCUUAAGUUACCUUCGCAAAAGCUAGCUAGCCGUUAGCCAACUUUAGCAUGCUGACAAUCAGCUCGGGUCUUCGGUCACGACUAACAUUUGCCAGCUGAGCGGGUUUUGACUCAUCGCUACGUUUAGCCCGUCAGCCAGCUGCGGGGCAUCUUGCGUGACAAACCCCCCCCCCCCAAAUUAUACCAAGUGGAGAUAUGGCGACACAUCCAUUCUCUGGAAAGCUACCAGUUCGCCUGCUCCGCUCGCCAAGCAGAGGCUAACAGGCUAGCAGCAUAACUUUCCUCUCACGGUGUCGCUCAGAAGCUGCAGUGUUCGCUUCCUCGCUAGCCGACCGAUCGCACCUGAAGCAAGCUGGCUGCGCUCCGAGUAGAAGCCGAGGACAAGGAGCUGGCACCGCUGGCCUGGGUGCUGAAGAUGGAGGACGCCACCAUCGAGUCGGGGCUGGUGCACGACUUCGAUGCCAGCCUGUCCGGCAUCGGGCAGGAGCUGGGUGCUGGAGCCUACAGCAUGAGCGAUGUGCUGGCUCUGCCGAUCUUUAAGCAGGAAGACUCCAGCCUUCCCCCUGAAAAUGAGACCAAAAACCCCCCAUUCCAGUAUGUGCUGUGUGCUGCCACCUCGCCUGCCGUCAAGCUGCAUGAUGAGACGCUCACAUACCUAAACCAAGGCCAGUCUUACGAGGUGCGCAUGUUGGACAACAGGAAUCCAGGGGAGUUACCAGAACUCAACAACAAGAUGGUGAAGAGCACAGUGCGCGUGGUGUUCCAUGACCGUCGGCUGCAGUACACGGAGCACCAGCAGCUGGAGGGCUGGAAGUGGAAUCGUCCUGGUGACCGUCUCCUUGACAUCGAUAUCCCCAUGUCGGUGGGUAUUGUGGAGCCGAAGACUCACCCCUCCCAGCUCAAUGCUGCAGAAUUCCUCUGGGACAUGAACAAAAGGACGUCUGUCUUUGUGCAGGUGCAUUGUAUUAGCACGGAGUUCACCCCGAGGAAGCACGGCGGAGAGAAAGGCGUUCCCUUUAGGAUCCAGUUCGACACAUUCACACAGGGAGAUGGCGGCGAGUACACGGAACACCUCCACUCUGCCUCCUGCCAAAUCAAAGUCUUCAAGCCGAAGGGGGCGGAUCGUAAACAAAAAACUGACAGGGAGAAAAUGGAGAAACGCACGCCUCAAGAGAAGGAGAAGUACCAGCCUUCCUAUGAUACCACUAUUCUGUCAGAGACGAGGCUCGAGCCCAUCAUAGAGGAUGCAGGCGACCACGAGCUGAAAAAGUCCAGCAAGCGGACGCUUCCCGCUGACUGCGGCGACUCGUUGGCCAAGAGAGGGAGUUGCUCCCCGUGGCCAGACAACGCCUACGCCAGCACCAGCCCGGCAGCUACUCUCUCCUUCGCCUCCACGCCGCUGUCCACUUACACAACCUCCUCAGUUCCGGACAGUGAGUCAUCGUCCCCCAAUCACCAGGCAGAUCCUGGUAGCCAUGGCAACGCGGAGCAGCUGAGCCCCACUGCGUCCAUACAAGACACACAGAAGUGGCUAGUGAAAAAUCGCUUUAACUCCUACACUCGGCUCUUCUCUAACUUCUCAGGUUCAGAUUUGUUAAAACUAACCCGGGACGAUCUGGUGCAGAUUUGUGGGUCGGCAGAUGGGAUCAGACUCUUCAAUGCACUUAAAUCCAGGUCAGUGCGUCCCAGGUUGACAGUGUACGUCUGUCAGGAGUCCCCCCAGGACAGCCCCCUGGUGGAGAGACACAGCACCCAUGAAAACGGAGACCACAGCGCCUCGUCUAGUUUACACGUGUAUCACGCUCUGUAUCUAGAGGAGCUGACCGCUGCAGAGCUGAUCCGCAAGAUGGCGUGUGUUUGCGGCCUUCCGCUCGGAACCAUUAACCAGGUGUACAGACAGGGUCCCACAGGCAUCCACAUCCUGCUUAGUGACCAGAUGGUUUACAACUUGCCCGACGAGAGCUCCUACUUGAUCAGUACUGUCAAAGAUGAAUUGGGCGAAGGACUCCAUCUAAUCCUGAAGUAGUGAUGAGGACAGAUGGCUUCCCUAAUACUCAACCCUCUGUUUUGGAGCAGAAGCCUCAUUCUAUCCUUCUCUGCCUGUCUCUACUCUUCCCUUCUGCUGGCUCCCUCCCUCUCUCUCUUACACACACUCUCUCUCUCUCACUCUCUCUCUCUAAAUGAUUGCUCAACAGAAAGCAAAGAGACUGCGCUAAAGCCAUGUAAAUGUUAGAAUCUGACAUGGGUGUGUCCACUGUUUCAUAUUGAAAACGCUAUUAACAGGAGUUUAGUUUAGAGGAGAGACUGGGAGUAUAUACGGUUAAGGGAAAGACAAACAAUCUAUGUAUUCUGAUUUAGUGUUUGUUUUUGUUUUUUUAAUCUUUUGUAUUGUUUUUGCGUGGUGAAGGAAGGAGGCUCCAAGAAAGAGGGGAGAGUGACAACCUGGUCGCCAGGAGCCGUUUCCUUUUUGCUAGUUGCCCUUCCUACACAACACGCACAAUCAGCACUCGGCCAGUAUUUGAUAAUGCGUACUGCUGAACAGCAUGCGAUCUCCACAUAGUAAAUGACUUAAAGGAGAAUGCCCACUUACUGCUUGUUUGACAUUCUCUUUGAUGUCUUAAUAGACCAUUUGUUGCUCAGCUGAGUUUGACAACCCAUGAAAUAUCCAGGCCCAGAUUGAGGAAGAGGUGUCAUUUCUGCAAUUUGACACCGAUAUAGAUGUUUUGUUUCUUCUUUUUCUUUGACUUUGUCAAAUGGACUGAUUUAAUUACCUGCCACUGCUUCAUCCUGUGUGACUUUAGAUUUCCAGCCAUAUCUCUUUGUCAGUUGACAGGAUGUCACAUUUAGCUCAGCUGUUUUAAUGUAUGUCCUGUUUGACCUGAGCUUGUGUAGUUUUUAGUUUAUUCUUCUUGUUGCUCUCAUUGAUUUACUUGUUUCUGGUGCCAUAUUGGCUUUUUAUUGUCGUACUCACACACAAACCGAGCUCACACACCUCGUCUUUGACUUAUCUGCUUCUGUGUUGACUUUAUAACACUGGUUUAGAAUGGAGUUAACGCCUGGGAUUUUGGUCAAAAAUGUGGAGAGAAGGAGAAAUGAAUCUCCGUAAAGGACUGACACGUGGCAGAGUGACGCCUAUCCAAAACCCUACUAUUACGUGGACCAAACAGGUUUCAGAUUGAUAGGCUUUGUUCUUUUCCUUUCUUUUUCUUUUUUUUCUUCUUUUUUAAAGGCAAUUCAGGCAUUUAAGGAUUUGGUUGUACAGCUGAAUGAAACCCUCACAUUUGAGCUGCUUGUACGCUGCAUGUGCAAAGUAAGACACCAUCCAUUCCACAAUCUGCUCUGCAAGAAGCGUCCCAUCAUGCAGCGGUCUGGCAGAGUGCUGAAGCCUGGUUCGAGAAGUCUCCUUCAGCUGUUCCACAAAUUAAAAAAAAACACAGGAGGCACAGGUCAUGUUUUUUUGAGUGUCCUUACUUCAAACCGUGACCAAAAGCCUCACACCAGUGGUUUAGUUGACCUUGAUUUUGGUACAUGAUGUUGAAGUGCAUAUAAUUUGCACCCCUCAGCGAGUUUGUGUGUGUGUGUGCAUGUGUAUCAUUUUUCAUUCUUGCAAAGAAAACCUAAUUAUGUUAGCAGUUGUCAUAAACUUUUUCCUGUUGCUAUAAUUAAACUGUUUAGCUUGCUGUUUUAGUUUAAAGUAUGUGGAUGAUGGGGAAGGGAGGCAGGGAUACGCUGGUGCUUGGUGAGUGUAACCGCUCCUUUUUCCAGUUAGAGACCAAGCCUGCACUGAAAAAAUCACAAACCUAUAGCUUGAUGUGUAGUCAGUAGUCCUACCAUCGCACCCUCUAUUUAUCCACCUGAAGAGGAGGAGAGUGUCGAGACUAAAAAGCGUGUCUCGCCACAGGCAGGAUUAGAGCUCUGGUGGCGUUUUACAGGGACUCGAGCACCACGACUCUGUGUACUGUGCCCAUCAACCCACAAAUGUUGGUGUUGCAGAGCAGGUGUCAGACAAACCCCCGGUGAGCCGUUUUAGUCCCGUGACCGGCCUGACCAAUCGCCCGUCGGUGUGACUGAGUGUGUGCUUGUGUGAAAGAGUGCGAGCAGGUGAGGUGACCACUGUUCAUGUACAGCCCAAUGUCAAGGAUGAUGCUUCUUGUGUGCACAGUAUCGUAUGCUGGAAAUGUACACAACCACGUGCUGGGAAUAAAUGAUUUCAUAACUUUA
This is a messenger RNA of Betta splendens (Siamese fighting fish), 4637 nucleotides long. RefSeq names its product upstream binding protein 1 (gene ubp1). Gene Ontology annotation, molecular function: RNA polymerase II cis-regulatory region sequence-specific DNA binding; DNA-binding transcription activator activity, RNA polymerase II-specific. Gene Ontology annotation, cellular component: nucleus. Gene Ontology annotation, biological process: regulation of transcription by RNA polymerase II. The record is from RefSeq and is a predicted model, not a curated record. Bases 832 to 2442 code for a protein of 536 amino acids. The transcript is spliced from 16 exons. Lineage: Eukaryota; Metazoa; Chordata; Actinopteri; Anabantiformes; Osphronemidae.